Messenger RNA from Symbiodinium pilosum, 4854 nucleotides. The record is from the annotation of a GenBank genome assembly. NCBI's taxonomy places the organism in Eukaryota, Dinophyceae, Suessiales, Symbiodiniaceae.
AUGAACGCCGCUACGUUCAAAAAAGACUUCAUGGCGUCGAUCGUCGUUUUCCUUGUGGCGCUGCCGCUGUGCAUGGGCAUCGCGAUCGCGUCGGGCGUGCCGGUGGCGGCGGGCCUGAUCACCGGCAUCGUUGGCGGGAUCGUGGUCGGCUUCCUGGCCGGCUGCCCGCUGCAGGUCAGCGGCCCGGCGGCGGGGCUGACGGUGAUCAUCCUGGACCUGGUCAACGAGUUCGGCCUUGAGACCCUGGGCAUCGUUGUGCUGAUGGCCGGCCUGAUGCAGGCCGCGGCCGGCAUGCUGCGGAUGGGCCAGUGGUUCCGCGCGGUGUCGCCGGCGGUGGUGCGGGGCAUGCUGGCGGGCAUCGGCGUGCUGAUCAUCGGCAGCCAGUUCCACGUCAUGGUGGACGACAAGCCCAAGGGCAACGGCAUCGAGAACCUGAUCACCAUCCCGCAGGCCGUGCUCAAGUCGCUGACGCUGCCGGGUGUGCAGUCGCAGGAGUCGCGUGAGUUCCGCCGCGACAUGCUGCAGGAGGUGGGCGAGAUCCACCGCCGUCAGCAGGAUCUCGAGGAGCUGGUGGCGGAGGUCUACCCGCACAUCCACAACCCGGAGAUCGAGUACACCGAGGAGGCCCGCGAGCAGGCCGAAGAGAGCAUGCAGUCGUUCGUGGAGAAGCAGGAAGAGAUCCAGCAGGACCUCGAAGCCGCCACGGCCAAGAUGCAGGAGAUGGACCAGCACUUCGCCACGCCGGAGCGGGCCUCUGACGCGGCGAGCGCCGCCCAGGCGGCGCUCGAGCAGAACCGCACCGCGCUGACGGCGUUCGAGUCGGGCGAGCCGACGGAAAUCCUCGCGGAGCAGGACAAAUCGGUGGCCGCCGUGCAGGGCCUGUUGGACCAGUUGAAGAACCACCACUUCGCCGCGCAGGUCGGCGUGCUGUCGAUCCUGGCGAUCGUUAUCUGGCAGUUCGUCCCCAAGACGCUGAGAGUCAUCCCCGGCCCGCUGGUGGCCGUGUGCGUCGCGACCGUCGUGGCGAGCGUGUUCGCGCUGCCGGUGCUGUACGUGGAGAUCCCGGACAACCUGUGGGAGGGCGUGCACCUGCCAUCGCUCGCGGUGAUCCAGGAGUCGGGCCUGGGCGCCCUGAUCCCGGCGGCGAUCCUGGUGGCCGUGGUGGCCAGCGCCGAGACGCUGCUGUGCGCUACCGCGGUGGACCAGCUGCACACCGGCAGCCGCACCAACUACGACCGCGAGCUGUUCGCCCAGGGCGUCGGCAACACGGUGUGCGGCGUGCUGGGCGUGCUGCCAAUGACGGGCGUGAUCGUCCGCAGCUCGGCCAACGUUCACGCCGGCGGCCAGACCCGCGCCUCGGCCAUCAUGCACGGUGUGUGGCUGCUGCUGUUCGUGUCGGUGUUCGGCUUCCUGCUGCGGCAGAUCCCGACCGCGUGCCUGGCGGCGAUCCUGGUCUACACCGGCUUCAAGCUGGUGAACAUCAAGGACAUCCGCAAGCUGGCGAUCUACGGAAGGAGCGAGGUGUUCAUCUACUUCGCCACGGUCGUGACCAUCGUCGCGACCGACCUGCUGACCGGCGUGCUGGUCGGCAUCGCGCUGGCCGCCGCCAAGCUGCUCUACACCUUCAGCCACCUCGAGACGCGCCUCGACACCGCGGUGGACGGCAAGUGCCGGCUGCACCUCAACGGCGCGGCCACCUUCGUCCGGCUGCCGAUCCUGGCGUCCGAGCUCGAACGCGUCCCCGACGGCUGCGAGCUGCAUGUCGACUUCCAGGAGCUGCAGUACAUUGACCACGCGUGCCUGGAACUGAUGAUGAACUGGGCCAAGCAGCACGAGAAGGCCGGCGGCAAGCUGGUGAUCGACUGGGAGUCGCUGCACGGCCGCUUCCAGGCCGGCGGCAAGUCCAACGGCGCGGCUGUUCUUGGUCUACCUGGCGUUCUACGGCGGCUUCGUGCUGCUGGCGGCCUUCAAGCCCGACGCCAUGGAGGCGACCCCCGCGGCCGGCGUGAACCUGGCGAUCUGGUACGGCUUCGCGUUGAUCAUCGCCGCGUUCGUGCUGGCGAUGCUCUACGGCUGGCUGUGCCGCGAGCCCCAGAACGCCGGCGACGCGGGGGACCAACGAUGAACCUACUCGACCCGGCUGUUUGGAUCUUCCUGGCGUUUGUCGGCCUGACGCUGGGGCUCAGCUUCUACCUGGGACGCCAGGCCACCAGCUCGCAGGGCUACUUCGCGGCGCACGGGCAGAUCCCGUGGUUCGUCAACGGCGUGGCGUUCGCCGGCGACUACCUGUCGGCGGCGUCGUUCCUGGGCAUCUGCGGCAUGAUUGCCUUCUACGGGUACGACGGGUUCCUUUACUCGAUCGGCUACCUGGCGGGCUGGAUCGUGGCGCUGUUUGUCGUUGCCGAGCCGAUGAAGCGGCUCGGCAAGUUCACCUUCGCCGACGCGCUCAACCACCGCUUCGACUCGCCGGGCAUCAAGCUGGCCGCGGGCGUCAGCACGCUGGCGGUCAGCGUGUUCUACCUGAUCCCGCAGAUGGUCGGCGCGGGCGCGCUGGUCACGCCGCUGCUCAACUGGCCGCACUGGCUGGGCGUCUGCGUGGUGGGCGCGGUGGUGAUCCUGAUCGUCGUGACCGCCGGCAUGGUGUCGACCACCUGGGUGCAGUUCCUCAAGGGAUCGCUGCUGGUGAUAUUCAGCGCGGUGCUGGCUGUGCUGAUCCUCGGCCGCGGCUUCACCGCCACCGACCGUCCGAUCGAGCAGCAGGUGAUCGUCCGCUCCAGCUCGGGCGUGACAGUAAACGGACAGCCGGCCGACGAGGCGCAGGCAGCCGCGGCCGAGCGUCCCAUCGGCGAGGUGGUCUCGCUGCCGGGCGGCGAGGCCAAGACCGGCGCCGUGGGGCCGCUGCAGUUCUUCAGCACGCUGCAGGAAAGCGAAGUGGUGCUGUGGAAGAAGAAUGAAGAUGCCGACCCCGCCGGCGCCGUCACCACCACCUACACGCCCGACGUCAAACCCGGCGCACACGUGCUGCGGCCGGGCGAGCACCCCAACUUUAAGGGGAUCCGCAGCGGCGACGCCAUCGACAAGGUCAAUUUCCUGUCGCUGAUGCUGGCGCUGUUCUGCGGCACGGCGUCGCUGCCGCACAUCCUGAUCCGCUACUACACCGUCAAGGACGAGGCCGCCGCCCGCAAGAGCACGAUCGUUGGGAUCGCGUGCAUCGGCUUCUUCUACGUGCUGACGCUGUACCUGGGCCUGGGCGCGAUGACCAGCGGGCAGAUCUUCAGCUUCAACUCCAACAUGGCCGCGCCGCUUUUGGCCAAAACGAUCAGCGAGCCGCUGUUCGCCGUUAUCUCCGCCAUUGCGUUCACCACGGUGCUGGGCACGGUAAGCGGGCUGAUCCUGGCGUCGGCCGGCGCCGUGGCCCACGACCUUGUCGAGACCCUCGCCGCUGAAGAGCUGACCGACCACCAGCGGGUGCGGAUCGCCAAGAUCGCGUCGGUCGCCGUCGGCGCGAUCGCCAUCGUGCUGGGGAUUGUGUUCAAGGAGAUGAACGUCAGCUACCUGGUUGGUUGGGCGUUCAGCGUCGCGGCGUCGGCCAACCUGCCCGCGCUGGUGAUGCUGCUGUUCUGGCAGCGGACCACGAAGCAGGGCGUGAUCGCCGCGGUAAUCAUGGGCAUGGUCAGCUCGCUGACCUGGAUCCUGCUGAGCCAGGACACGUUCACCAAGGUGUACGGCCUGUCGGAGGGCUGGCUCACCCCGUUCAGCCAGCCUGGCAUCGUGACUAUCCCGCUCGGGACGCUCAGGCGGCCUAGUUCUGUAGCUGGGGGCAUCUUCAUGGUGAAACCGGCCCUUGCUGUCGCGUGCCUUGCGCUCUUCGUCGCGCCGCUGGUCCAUCACAUGACAUUCGAGCGUCGUGUGGAGGAUGCCGAGCAGCCGGCGGAAUUGGUUCUCGCGGUCGUGGGGAUCGGCGGUGGUUUCACGUUUGGCGUGGUCGCGAUUGUUCUCUUGGCCGUGCUCUGCGACGGCGGGCCCAACUUCCGACCUGUGUGGCUCUUGCUGUGGAUGGCCGCUGCCGGUGCUGCAUGGUGCUUCUUCUACCCCGGGGGAUGGGUCCUGGGUAUCCCAACGAUGGUCUACUCGGGCGAGCCAAGCGACACCCCACGGCACGGUUGCUACAAUCCACGGCGGUCUCCUUCCCGCCUGUACGCGCCCUCCCCUAUGCAGCAGAUCAUUGAGCUCCUGGCAGUCGUGUUCAGCGCGCUCUACGGCGUGCUGCUCGCACGGCGGCUGAAGCUGGACUUCGUCGGCGUGUACAGCCUGGCGUUUAUCGUGGCGUUCGGCGGCGGCACGCUCCGCGACCUGUUCCUCGACCGCCACCCGCUGUUCUGGAUCGGGGCGCCGCACUACCCGGUGAUUGUGUUCGGGAUGUCGAUCGUCGCGUUCUUCCUGCCCCCGCUGUCGGAACACACCGAGCGGAGCCUCAACAUCCCCGACGCGCUCGGCUUCAGCUUCUUCAGCGUGUCCGGCGCGGCGGCGGCGCUCGCCGAGGGCGCGCCGGUGUUCAUCGCCGCGAUGAUGGGCGCGGUGACCGGCACGUUCGGCGGCGUCAUCGCCGACACCCUCUGCAACCGCAUCCCCAGCCUGUUCCGCCCGUCGACGCCGCUCUACGCGACCUGCUCGUUCGUCGGGGCGUUGCUGUACAUCGCGCUCAAGGAGCUGCCGGCGAUCAAGCCGGUCGCGGCGCCGAUCGCCGUGGCGUUCAUCUUCCUGUUCCGCCUGGCCGCGCUCCGCUUCGACUGGCGGCUGCCGGCCUACUCCGACGGGUCCACCGACGCGCCGGAAGACGACCUAACUGCCUAG